AUGACUCUGGUCUCCCCCGAGAAAUUUCCAGAUGUUUCGCCUAUCCUCCAUAACCCAGAUCAAGGGCACGCCAUCAUCAUUUCAUACGACUCUCCUGCGCAACGAGAUCGAGAGAUUGCAGGCAGCGAGCGCACGAAUUCCAUGAGGGGGAGUGCGAGGUCUCUAGUGGAAACUGCAACCAGACAAAUCAAACCUGGCAAUGGACUUGCGAGGUUGAUGACGAUUACUACUCCCAAGAAGCAUGAGAAGGAGAUCAGCCCUACUGAAUCUGCCCUCCCAAAGGAUGAAAAUGUCGAGCCCCUCGUCGCAUUCAGCCGUCCGCCUCCUUUGCCACCGGUUCUAGGCCCCUUGAUCGCGCUCUCGCUUUUUCAGACUUCUUCUAGUGAUGAAGACAGCAAAUGA
This is a messenger RNA of Triticum turgidum subsp. durum (durum wheat), 402 nucleotides long. The record is from the annotation of a GenBank genome assembly. Lineage: Eukaryota; Viridiplantae; Streptophyta; Magnoliopsida; Poales; Poaceae.